UGGCUAAAUCAAUCAUAUGAUGCUAUAGAUAAAACCUGUAUUCACUAUAUUUAAUCGUACUUAUACACACAGAUUUAACAAAUAUUCUUUAUAUUCGGUAGAAGGAAAGCGAUUUUAAUUCGCGACGGUUAAAUUAAUUUUCUACAAGUACUGAAACUAGAAAAUAUGAACUUAAUAGCAGCGCUUCCGAUCAAAGGACUCUUGUUUACCCUAGUCUUGAUCGUACAGACGCAUGGAUUAUCAGUUUCGAUAAACCUUGACCCGGAGCCCACCUGGGAAGCAUGGAAGUCCCAUCAAGGAAAGGUGUACGCGUCAGCGGAUGUUGAGCAGAGGCACCGGAAGUGGUGGGAGGAAAACCGGGGGCUGGUCCGCGAGCACAACAGCCGGACGGAUGUGACGUUUACCCUGGAGCUGAACGACCGCGCCGACAUGGAGCCUCGUCCAAGGCCAAAGGAAAUGCAAAUCAACGAUAUCCACAUUGGCAGUGAGAGGCUACAGUUUGCCCCAGACUCUUGGGACUGGCGAAACAAGGGGGCCGUGUCGCCCGUCAAGAACCAGGGGCAGCUGGGAGACCCGCAGUCUAUAGGGGCGGGCGAAUGUAUGGAGAGCUUCCAUUUCAUACAGACUGGCCAGCUCCUCGAGCUGAGUACUGCUGAGGUGCAUGACUGCUGCACGCAGGGGGGUCUAGCGGUCCCGGACAUUUUCACGUGCAUUCACAACAUCGGCGGCCUCUGCUCACAGUCCGGAUAUCCGAUGAGUCAGGGAUCGUGUAAAAACAGCUCCUGUUCCGCAGCAGCGCAGGUAACUGGCGGACAGAGGGUAAAGUCGGGCGACGAAGAUGCCAUGAAGACAGCGGUGUACGGCCGUCCCGUGUUGGCGCUGGUGGACGCUAGCCACGCAUCAUUCCAGUUGUACCGGAGCGGUAUUUACAGCGAGCCGGCCUGCUCUCCCACACGGGUUGACCACGCCCUCCAGGUGGUAGGGUAUGGCUCAGAUGGCGGAAAGGACUACUGGAUCUGCAAGAAUAGUUGGGGCAAAUCUUGGGGCAUGGAUGGGUACAUCUGGAUCGCCCGGAACAAAGGGAACAUGUGCGGGAUAGCCAGCUUCGUCUCUUUCCCCGUCUAGUGGGCACCAGGCUUAAAGGGACAUUUACCCUUGGUUAAAUGUUAACCACAUCAGUGUUAAUUAUGUUUUGUAACACACCGUUUAAAUGUCACUUCCUGGCAUCCAUGUUCCCCUCGUGGCCAAAAAUCUCGUGGACACCGUGUUUAAAUAUAAUUUUCAAUCAUUGACUAUAUUUUCAUUGUAAAAUUGGAAUAAAGCAAUUCUUUUUCUA
This is a messenger RNA of Mya arenaria, 1336 nucleotides long. Its product is annotated as procathepsin L-like. Gene Ontology annotation, molecular function: cysteine-type endopeptidase activity. Gene Ontology annotation, cellular component: lysosome. The transcript is spliced from 7 exons. NCBI's taxonomy places the organism in Eukaryota, Metazoa, Mollusca, Bivalvia, Myida, Myidae. Bases 166 to 1125 code for a protein of 319 amino acids. The record is from RefSeq and is a predicted model, not a curated record.